CCCCACCUCCUCCUUCAGCCUCCACACCGAUCUAGGGUUUCCUGCUAGGGUUUUGGUCCUUCGGUUUCGGCGGCGCAAGAUGGGGGAGAGGGUCAAGGGAACCGUGAAGUGGUUCAACGUCACCAAGGGGUUCGGCUUCAUCUCCCCGGAGGACGGCAGCGAGGACCUCUUCGUCCACCAGUCCGCCAUCAAGUCCGACGGCUACCGCAGCCUCAACGAGAACGACACCGUCGAGUUCGAGGUCAUCACCGGCGACGACGGUCGCACCAAGGCCUCCGACGUCACCGCACCAGGAGGAGGAGCGCUCUCCGGCGGCUCCCGCCCUGGCGAUGGCGGUGGUGACCGUGGGGGCCGCGGCGGCUACGGUGGCGGUGGCUACGGCGGUGGCGGUGGCGGCUACGGAGGCGGUGGUGGCGGUUACGGCGGUGGCGGUGGCGGCUACGGUGGUGGCGGCGGCGGCCGUGGAUGCUACAAGUGCGGCGAGGAGGGCCACAUCUCCAGGGACUGCCCCCAGGGCGGCGGUGGUGGCGGCGGCUACGGCGGUGGUGGCUAUGGAGGAGGCGGCGGCGGCGGCCGCGAGUGCUACAAGUGCGGCGAGGAGGGCCACAUCUCCAGGGACUGCCCCCAGGGCGGUGGUGGUGGCGGCGGCGGCGGCUACGGAGGCGGUGGUGGCCGUGGCGGCGGCGGCGGCGGUGGCGGCUGCUUCUCCUGCGGCGAGUCCGGCCACUUCUCCCGCGAGUGCCCCAACAAGGCCCACUAGGCGGCACAGCUCUUCAGAUCUGAGUGCCCCGUUUACCCUCGCUCCUUUACCUACGUCCUGAUUCUGCAGCAAGUCAUACCCUAUACCUAUCAGUACUAGUAUUAGUCGCCGUAGCGUUUCCCCUGCUGCUCGAUCCGAGCUUGGUUCCAGAAGAAUUGCUGGUGGUGUGUUCGUCGUUAAGAUCCAAGUUAUUUUGUUGUCUCUCUGUGAUGAGGACACAGAUCUAUCUAUGUGUUGGAUGGACUAAGUUAUCGAAGUCAAGUUUGGUGUCUUGAGAUUGAUCUA
This is a messenger RNA of Triticum dicoccoides, 1045 nucleotides long. Its product is annotated as glycine-rich protein 2-like. The record is from RefSeq and is a predicted model, not a curated record. Gene Ontology annotation, molecular function: nucleic acid binding; zinc ion binding. The transcript has a single exon. Bases 80 to 760 code for a protein of 226 amino acids. NCBI's taxonomy places the organism in Eukaryota, Viridiplantae, Streptophyta, Magnoliopsida, Poales, Poaceae.